AUGCAUCACUCUACCAAUGAUGGUGUGGUUAGGAAAGUGGAAAGAAUUACAGGGAUUGGAAGGCAAGAUUUUCCUUUCAUAUAUCUAGGAUGCCCAAUCUUUUAUACUAGAAAGAAGAUGGAGUAUUAUGAAGGACUUAUCAACAAAGUCCUAGACAAAUUACAGUCGCGGAAAGGGAAAUUACUGUCUAUCGGAGGAAGAGCAGUUUUGAUCACUUAUGUAUUGCAAAGCAUGCUCAUUCACUUGUUGCCAACAGUGAAUCCACCUGUAUUUGUGAUUAACAAACUUCAAAAGCUUUUUGCAAGAUUUUUCUGGAGCAAUUCAGUAGAUGGGAGAGCUAGACAUUGGGCUUCUUGGGAUACUUUAUGCUUGCCUUGUGAUUAA
Molecule: messenger RNA, 384 nt
Organism: Nicotiana tabacum (common tobacco)
Lineage: Eukaryota; Viridiplantae; Streptophyta; Magnoliopsida; Solanales; Solanaceae
Source: RefSeq, a predicted model, not a curated record